GAUUUCUCGCGUGCAGUCGCGAAUGGAGUUCUAACUCAAAGCAGAUGGGCAAUUUAUAUACAUGCUUUGUACGUGUAAACACGCUUCUCAGUAAACUGAUAGCUGGCGUCAAGGAGAGGUCCUAACAGCCCUACCACAGCGCUACAGUUUGUCGAUCAACUCUAAGCAAGCGUAAGGACUGGUAAUAAUUUGUAUGGACUCUGGAUGAUGGCCGGUGAAUGUUAUUUGACAAGUAUACGUCUCACAGUCAUCGUGUUUGCCAUGUUGGUAUCGUUGACAUUGGGAUUUUUUGGCCAGAAACCACGUGUAAAGGGUGAACGCAUAAUUUUUGUCGAGGUUGAAGCAGAUGACACCGCUCGUCUAAAGCCGACGUUACGAAGCUUCAAGAAAAAAUGGAAAGUUUUUUGGUACAAGAACAACACGCUCAUCCGAAACCGAAAAAAUAGCAAGAAAUAUCGUUUUAAAAAUCACUUGCUAAGAAUCAAGCACGUCAGUAAAGACGAUGCUGGCUUGUAUAAAUGUGUCAUCAAAAAUAAAUUUGGGAAUGCUAGCCAAUUGUUCAAUCUUACUGUUGGCGGUGAACCACCAGGAAUCAAGGGACAGGGUCCUCCUUGGUUCCCAAAGUCCCCACCUAAGGAACAGUUCAUUGCAUGGCCAGCAUCAAAUGACCUAAAACUCCGAUGUCCCGCCGACGGUGAACGCCCACUUAGAUACCAAUGGUAUAAAGAUGGAAAGCCGCUGCAACAUCGGCGGUUGGAUGCUAGCUUCAAUAGUACAAGAUGGUAUUUGAGAAUAAAAAUGUCCGUACUUUCUGACAACGGUUUAUACACGUGUCUUGUGACAAACAAGCUUGGGAAUGCAAGUCGGAAAUUCAAAGUGCAAAUUCUUGAAAAAGCACAGGUCGCUCCUAUAUUAUCAGAUCAGUAUCCUAAGAAUUACACAAAAAAGAUUGGAUCAAAUGUAACAUUUCAGUGCAUUGAGCUCGUCAGUCCAAUUCUAACGGACUACAGAUGGUUGUUUUGGAAAGGUGGUAGCUAUCCAAAUUUGCAAAUGCUAAAGGACCUUUCCUCGUAUAAUUCAACGUACUUCAAGAUGAUAAGCCCGCUUCAGUACCAAUCGUUUAAAGUUAAAAAUGCGGCUGGCAAAUAUGGUGGAAGAGUAUUGCUUACCAACGUUACAAAGAAAGAUCAGGGAUGGUACACAUGUUUGAUCAGUAACAACCUAGGCAGGGGAUGGCGAACUGCACACUUGACCGUGCUCACUGAGAAGGAAUGGGAUGAUAAGUUUGUUGUGAAAAGAAAUCCUACAACUGCACCAGCAAAGAGAAGCAAUUCCAACGCGAUAGGAGAGAGCAGUAUUAUAGCAAUUUCAGUGCUUGCUGUUUGCAUCUUAAUCACUUUCAUCAGUGUCAGCAUUGGCAUCGUAUUUUACAAGCGGAAACUAUCGAAGAAAGUUGUUGAGAAGGUGUUGUAUUCGCGUGGUUUUGAUUUAUCCAAGGAAAGCUCUAGUGUUUUCGUCGGUCAGCAAGAUUCGGUGAAAGUGUUUGGUCUGAAGAGGAACGGGCGAUUGGAGUCGAGUAGUUCGACUAGUUCAACGAUGCCUUUGAUGCACAGACAGAACAGUUACCGAACUAGAUUGCCAUCAAAUAUUGACGCGGACUUGAACGAAGGCGAGUUUGAACUUCCUUAUGACGAGGAAUGGGAGAUUGAAGAGUGUCAGCUUGCAAUCAAGGACGAGAUUCUUGGCGAAGGAGCCUUCGGGUUGGUAAUGAAAGCCGACGCAUUUGAUCUGCCUGGACAUCCAAAAUGCCACACAGUUGCGGUCAAAAUGUUGAAAAAUGAUGCGACCGAAGUGGAGCUUGCCGAUCUCGUCUCCGAAAUGGAAACAAUGAAAAGGAUCGGCAGUCACAAGAAUAUUAUCAAUUUUCUUGGCUGUUGUACGCAGAACGGGGCAUGCUUUCUGUACAUGGUCGUUGAGUACGCACCUUAUGGCAAUCUUCGUGAGUUUCUUCGAAAUCGCAGACCUGCAGUGCUGAACGCAAGAUUACCAUGCGAUCCUAACAGCAAUCUGGCACCGGUCACGACAAGAGAUUUCAUAUCAUUUGCUUUUCAAAUCUCGAGAGGAAUGGAACACUUGGUUGCAAGAAAGUGUAUUCACAGAGAUUUAGCUGCAAGAAAUAUAUUAGUUGGUGAAGACUACGUCAUGAAGAUUGCAGACUUCGGAUUGGCUCGUCACACGCGCAUGGAUUACUACAGAAAAACAACCGACGGAAGGCUGCCAGUAAAAUGGCUUGCCAUCGAAGCACUAUUUGACCGAGUUUAUACCAUACAGAGCGAUGUGUGGGCGUUUGGUAUUCUUCUAUGGGAGAUAUUCACACUAGGUGGAUCACCAUAUCCCGGGAUUCCAGUAGAGAAAUUAUUCGAACUCUUAAACAACGGUUACAGGAUGGAAAAACCAGAAAAUUGCCCUUAUCAAAUCUACGAAAUGAUGUUGAAAACGUGGAGUGAAAAUCCUUCACAUCGACCAUCAUUUGCCCAGUUGGAACGUGAACUUGAAAAGAUGUUAUCAAGCCUUACCAACCAGGAAUAUUUGGAUAUUUUGCCCGCUAAUACGUCGCGCAAAGAAGUCGAAUCAUUGUCAUCUGAUUCUGGCUGCAGUGUUAUCGAAAGCAAUGAAGAACAAAAACCAAGUGCCAAAGAUGCAUCUGUAUAGCGGCAUCGCCGCCAUUAUGAAUGAUGAGAAAAGAACUGCGACCCGCAAAUGUUGCCGGGAAUGCUCUCAGGCUCUUGCCAUUGCCGUUCUCCAUUCCCGUGAACACCCGCGGGAAAUCUUGAUGGUUCUCCAUUCUUUAAUUGGAUGGUAUGUAUGACGAUCAUGACCUUGCAAUGGGAGCUAUGUAUAGACAAAGAAAACAGGAUUUAAAUGCUGUAAAUAAUCAUGGAGAGGGUUAUAGUUUACCAUAGAGCGUUUGCAUUCACGGAAUACGAUGCAAGAUGUAGCCCGAUUGAUUGCAAAUCAAAGGCCCGUUUCAAACGUCGCAUUUGACAUGCGCCGAAUGCAUUUAAAACAAUAGAAAAUGAGAUAAAAUUAUUCAUUUUUUUGUUUUAAACGAACUCGGCUCAUGUAAAAUGCGAUGUUUGAAACAAGCCAAAGAACAAAUUGGGUAUUAAAUGUAAAUGUUUUGUCGUGGUUAAAAUUAGCUACUUCGAAUAUGUAAUUUCUGUAAAUAAUGACAUUUUAUUGUUAUAAUCGUUAUUGUCAACGCUUUUCAAUGUAAAAUUUUGUAUGAAAUAAUGUCUUAAAUAAAAAGGAAAUCGCUAUCGA
Xenia sp. Carnegie-2017 is the source of this 3324-nucleotide messenger RNA. RefSeq names its product fibroblast growth factor receptor 2-like. NCBI's taxonomy places the organism in Eukaryota, Metazoa, Cnidaria, Anthozoa, Malacalcyonacea, Xeniidae. Gene Ontology annotation, biological process: cell surface receptor protein tyrosine kinase signaling pathway; protein phosphorylation; positive regulation of kinase activity. The record is from RefSeq and is a predicted model, not a curated record. Gene Ontology annotation, cellular component: signaling receptor complex. Bases 205 to 2712 code for a protein of 835 amino acids. The transcript is spliced from 17 exons. Gene Ontology annotation, molecular function: transmembrane receptor protein tyrosine kinase activity; ATP binding.